This is a messenger RNA of Haplochromis burtoni (Burton's mouthbrooder), 2479 nucleotides long. RefSeq names its product T-cell surface glycoprotein CD4. The coding region runs from base 124 to 738 and encodes 204 amino acids. Gene Ontology annotation, biological process: T cell costimulation; immune response; negative regulation of T cell proliferation. The transcript is spliced from 3 exons. Lineage: Eukaryota; Metazoa; Chordata; Actinopteri; Cichliformes; Cichlidae. Gene Ontology annotation, cellular component: external side of plasma membrane. The record is from RefSeq and is a predicted model, not a curated record.
UUCUGACAAAACAACCCGGGCUUAAGCCCAGUAAGCCACCCCCACGCUCCGCCCCUGCUAGUAGCACCAACAGCUUCUCGUCGCAGCUGUAGCCGCUGGACUCGGAGCACACAGCAACCCAAGAUGCCUCUAGAGAGGACUACAUUGCUUCGCUGGAUCGUGAUUCCCUUAUUCAUGCGAAUAUUCAUCUUAUUGGCGGUUGCAGACCAGGAAACCAUCUCAGCUCAGUCUGGGCAGAACGUCACUCUGACAUGUCAAGCUUCAAACAACACCAUCCCAGUUGUGGAGUGGAAAAGAGCUGAUCUGGGAGAAUAUGUAAUUUCAUAUCGGGAUGAGCAGUCUGAUCCAGAGGAGCAGCAUCCAACUUUUAAGAACCGGGUGGAUCUGCAGGACAGAGAGAUGAAGGCUGGAGACGUGUCUUUGAUUCUGAAGGAUGUGACGGUUAAUGACGCUGGAACAUACGAGUGUCGUGUUGCCCAGAAAUCAGGAGAAUCAAUGGGGCUUCUCUGCAACAUCACACUUAGUGUUGUUGAUCCUCCAGGUCAGACAGGAGGAGACACAGAGGAUGGAGGGAAGGAGGCUGGAGGGAAGGAGGCAAGAGGGAUGGAGGAUGGAUCUGUUGGACUGAAAGUUGGUGUGACAGUUGGGGUUAUUGUUGUCGCUGUUGUUGGUGUUUGUUUUUUGAUCUACAGAAAACGUAAACAACAUAACCAGGGUUCAUACGAGCCUCCAGUUUAAUGUCAGCCUGUUGGAAAUGUCUCAGUGUUUUCCAGCUGAUCUGAGACUCCUGCUGUUACACAGGUGACACUGAGCACUCAGGGUAAAGCCAGUUGUGGUUUUUCAAUCAUGUAAGUGAAACAGGAGCAAACUGAAAUGUCACACAUGCCAUCAAGAAGUAGCAAAAAAGAUUUUUAUGGGUUUUAAAUGUUCUUUUAAUUUUAGUCCAGGAAACCUUUUCAGGUUUUAUGUUUAAACGUCCAUUAUAGAGUUGGUUUUUAUGGGUAAUAGAAAAAUAGUUCAGUAAGUUUAGUAUUAUAAAAGUCUAAACUGCUUACAAAACAAAUGUAAAUCAGGUUACUAACAUCAAACAUGUUCUGUUUGUACUGUGAGCUGUAGCUGCUACUUCCUACUCUCGACCUCCUGCUGAGCUAACGUCUCUUUAACUUUACUUUUAAUAUCAAACUACCUGCUGCUUGACUUUAAACAGAUAAAACACUCAUGUUUACAUCACAGAAGCUUUUAAUAUUUACUAUAUUCAGCUUUAAGCACUGCACACACUUCUUAACUUUGUUAUUGCACACUAGUUGUUUAUUUUUCUUUCUGCCUUAAUAAAAACUUUCUGACUUGUCCAAUCAGUUCGUGCAGAUUUCAGGGACUUUAUGAUCAAAAUGUUUUACUGUAAAAGUGCCUUCAGGUGGUUGUUGUUGUUGUUGUUGUUGUUGUUGUUUCCUGGUGCUUCAUGAAUAGACUCAAAUUUUCUUUUAAAUCAGCUUCAAUCAAAUAACCAUAACCUUCCACCAGGGAGCACUUUAACAUACACAGACCUGUCUGUAACCCAUUUACUGUUAGUUUUCUUAUGGUCUUCUUACUUAACCCGUAUGCUUAGACACUCGAACACAUUGCACAGUAAGAGUUUAUUGGUGCUGUUAUUUACUUUUACAUAGAAAAAUUUUCUAUUUAAAAAUAUAUUUAAAAAUUCAUCUGUAGAUAUGACUUUGUGUUAAUUUUCAGAUAUUAAAUCAUGUUCAUUGUAUCUCCCAAAGUAAAAGCUUACAGGCAAACAUCACAUUCAUCAUCAGUGAUUCAUUCCUUUCUAAACUGUAAAUGAACACAAUAAAAUACAUUUUUCUUCAUGUGGUCGUCUGCUCUGAAUCACUUUAUAAAUCUGCAUCAUGCUUUCAUUUCACUCUCAUCACUCUUACUGCAUGAAAACGUGCUGUGAGCACUUUAGUUUUGACUCUCAGCUCUACCAGCCUGAAGUCAUUUACUUCACUGAUGAACUUUCUGAAAACAGUCGUCUGUCUGCAGAUUCUCUCAGACUGGAUAAAGACAGAUGUCACAGAUGUUCACUUUAUUGCUCCUGACAGAUCAUCAGACACCAAACUGCACAGUAACUAAGACUCAUGUGUGAAAGUGUUCCUGCUGCUUUAAGUCUGUGGCUCACAUGAACUUUGUUAUCUGCUCUGAAGAGGACUGAAGUGGGUUUGGGUUCACCACAACAACUCACGUUUUCCAUCAGACAUCUUUGUGAAACCCACAGAAGCACACGAGAAGAUCAAGUGAGACCAAAGUUUAUUGAACCUGCAGAGAAACCAGAUCACUGCUGUGGAGACGACAGCACACUUAGAAAUAACAUAAAUAACAGCAAAGUUACUGAAGACAUAAAACAUGGAUUACAUCUACAUUUUAGUUACAUAACAUUUAUUAUUGUUUAUGUAUAAUUUAUGUCUUGGUCACGCUUUUAUUCAGAAAGGCCUGG